ACUGGUUAAACACGGAAGAACUCACGAUUGGAGAGCGGAGGCAAGGUCCACGCACCUAUCAAGGGGUGGCGCGACGCGAAGUCUACUGAAAAAAAGUGCUCGGUGGGCCUGCGGUUGCGUGCGAAACGAAGUCGUCGCUGGGAUAUAAUACUAACACGGGGUUGUGAUCAGCACCGCAGCUUCGGAGACGACGCCACAACCAGCCCUGUGUGCUUACGCCCCGAUGUGACAACGUAAGAACUGAGCGUUGUUCGGCAUACUUUGGUCCGACAACAACAUGGCAGACUAUGAGGUCGCGAACGUGCGGAAUCCAGGACAUGCAGCUACUUUGAAGUUCACCAUCGGUCUCUGUUUAUGCUAUACACUAUGUGUAGCAUGUCUGCGCGGGUUUAUUCGAUGGGGAGCCUAUGGUAUUGAUGAUCUCUUCGUGCUACUAUCGGGGAUAUUCGCGCUUAGUUUCUUCGGCAUCGUCUUUGCGUCCAUAUCUGCGGGACUUGGUCACUCGAUAAAUGACCUAGAUCUCAAUUCUGCUACUAUCGAAAAACUCAAUGACUACACGAUAGCUAGCAACGUCCUUUGGAUCAUCUCGCUAUGCGUCUCAAAGGCCGCGAUCGUCGCCAUGCUCUUACGUACGACACAAACUACAUUUCACAGAAGAUCUCAGUACUCUGCUGGUGCUCUGGUAAUUGCUCAGUGUUUAACGUCCAUCCUGCUUCUGACUGUAAAGUGCUCAGCUCAGUACGAACUGGCAUGGAGCAUAACCGCCGCGAACCCCGAGUGUCCCCAGGCGGAGAGAAGAUGGUAUGCCCUAACGGCUCUGGACGUCAUGACGGAGGCUCUUCUACUAUUUCUCCCCAUUCAACUGGUAUGGAACUUGCAGAUGACUUUCCGAACAAAAUUCAUCGUUGUAUCAGCAUUUUGGCUGCGAUUACCAACCCUCUUGUUCUCUGCUCUUCGCCAGAGGGAGAUACUCAGACUUGCUGCUUCGUCCGACAUCCCGCUUGCAGCUGCGAUGGUGGUCAUCUGGCAGGCCAUAGAACUCUCAUUCUCCCUCGCUGCAGCUACAAUCGCUGCGCUCAAGCGAUUCACGGAAUCUCUCAGCACCGGGUUCGGUCAUGGUGAGCUCAUGCGCGUACACGGGUCGUCUCAAGGAUACAAGUUGUCAGCCCGAAGUGCUACAUCGAGAAACACGAGGGAAUCACGGAACAAGCUACCUCGCUCGAAUGCGCACGACAUCUCUAUCGAUACAGUCUCGUCCCAGGAAGAAUCCAGUCUUGAACAACAUGUGACGCGAAUGAAGCUUAGGCCUGAAGCACUUCAGAACACAGCUGUAGUCUCAUCGCCUUCGAAAAACUUAGCCCUUCCCAGUAGGAAAAGAAAUAUGUCAGGAUCAGAGAACAACAUUAUUCGUCAAGAAGUACAGUACUCUGUUCAUUACGACUAGGGAACCGCGUGGCAUUAGCGAUAGUUGGCAAAGCACCCACGCACGUGUUCAGAGUGCCUGGCCAUCGAGAAGGAGCACUUCCGAAGCGCCUUUUUCCAGUUAACACAGCUUCUUUCUCGUGGCGCUGAGAAGGUUUUCGACAACCCAUGCUUCCACAACUCUAGGUGCUUGUUGCAUCUUAGCUGGUUGCCCAGCUCGUUCCUCACUAGGCUAGAUUCCGACUCACGGUCCAGCCUUUGCUAUUUUUUCUUGGGCUGUGCACCAUUCAAGGACUUUGUUAGCCCUCCUUCACACUACAACCCGCCAAGCAUCCAUCUGCCUACAACCUUGAUCACCUUUUUCUCUGCUGCUGCCGAAGCAGCAUGUAAUAUACUGGAGGAUAGUUUGCGAGAUGUGCCCUAGC
Messenger RNA from Alternaria alternata, 1847 nucleotides. RefSeq lists its product as hypothetical. Lineage: Eukaryota; Fungi; Ascomycota; Dothideomycetes; Pleosporales; Pleosporaceae. Bases 278 to 1444 code for a protein of 388 amino acids. The record is from RefSeq and is a predicted model, not a curated record. The transcript has 3 exons.